Molecule: messenger RNA, 2975 nt
Organism: Prorocentrum cordatum
Lineage: Eukaryota; Dinophyceae; Prorocentrales; Prorocentraceae
Source: the annotation of a GenBank genome assembly
AUGCGCCCUCUCGCUCUCCGGCCGCCAUCCUGGUUGCUGGUCUGCAUCUGGUGUGCUCUGGACGCGUGGCAGCCAGGCUUGCUGCGCGCGGGCGGCGGAGGCGGUCCGCCCGACGACUGGGACAGUCGGGCGGCCCUCGCUGCCCAGCGGGCUGCCGAGCGCGGGGCCCAGCUCGCCGCGGCGCACGCGGCCAACCUCAGCCAGUGCCACGCCGCGCUGGACGAGGUGCAGGUCGCGCUGGCCAACCUGUCCGCGGAGCUGGCCGAGCUCCGCGCCCUGCAGGCCGCGCCGGCCGAGCUGCCCGAGGAGCCCGACACGCUCCUGUGGCACGCGCUCGGAGUGGUGCUGACCGCGGCGCUGACGCACCUCUUCCUGAGCGACGGGACCGCCGCCCUGGCAGAGGAGUUCUUCAAUGAGCUGGUGCCAGGGCGGGUCGUGUGCUUCUACUAUGAGGAGGACAUGAUCGACCUCUUUCGGGACGCUCGCCUGGCCGCCCGCAACGCCGGCUUGCGCGAGUCCGAGCCGGCCGCCUUCAUGCGCGACGGCGGCCAGCCCACCAAGAGCAUGACGGUCAGCUUCAACGACGUGCCAGGCUUCUUGCGCCGCACGCGGGGCAAGGGCCCGUCCGCUGCCGUGCCGCGCGGCCCGCCUCGUGGCCCGCCUGUGGCCCCGCCCCCGCUGGACGCCGCGGGCGCUGAGCCAGGGGCGCUCGCCGACGGCGAGGUCGGGGGCGCUCCGACCCCGAGGGACGGCCCUGGCGCGGUGGUGCUCACUGACGAGCGGGCCGCGCCGCCUGGGUCUGCAUGGUUUGUGAUGAAGACGGUCCCGAACGAGUGCCAGCAGUUCGACGAGGUCGUCCCGAAGGCGGGUGACGUGGUCUGGGGCGAGAGCGGGCUCUACAGCACGGCGGGCGGUUUCGUCGUGCCGAUCGAGCUCCACCCUGCCCCGCUGCCUGUCGAGGUGUUGGACAAGGUAGCUGACGACGACGCCCGCCUCCUCGGCCCUCUCCAGCGCGCGCGGGAGGGCCGUAGGCACCGCGACUUUCGCGAGGCGGUGUCGUCCAUGAGGCAGGAGCAGCAUGACGACUUCCCGCUCGUCGGGGAGCGCAGUUUCAAGUGGCUGUGCGACUACAUCGUCGACCACGGCGGCACCCCCGACGGCCGCCGCACCAAGUGGAUGAUGGAGAGCGGCUGCACCAAGGAUUCGGCGGCCGCGCACAUCCACGACGUGCUCGGCUUCGCCAUCGAGAUGGCCGUCACCUACGACCAGGUCGACGGCUCCAACCUCGCCAGCAUGGAGGUGGUCUCGCGGGCCUACCAGCUGAUCGAGGAGACCAUGGGGAGCAUGAAGAUCGAGGGCGUCGAGCACUACAUCGGCCGCCAAAAGCAGAGCGCCCGCGGUGGCGUCGCGGUGGCGCCGGGGGUCGCCAAGUACGCCACCGACCAGCUCGCCAAGGAGACGGAGAUCCAGAAGCAGAGGCGCAAGGCGCGCGAGGAGAAAUCUGCCCAGUCGGGCAGGAAGGAAGCCUGCUCAGAGCUUUCGGGCCGCCCGUGUCUGCACUGCGACACGGCCAAUGACUCGCCGCUGAGGCCCUACGCUCCGCACCUCGUGAGCUGGCCCGAGUUGGGAAACGAGCCUCAGUGGCUCGCGGAUCGGCUGGGGACAAGCGAACGAUGCUCUCUCUUGGACCUCGACCAUGCUUUGCUGCUGCCGCCACCGAGCUUCGACGAGGCCGUGGAGACAGAGGGGAGGCCCACGUGGUACAUGGGCCCUGUGCUGGAGCGGAACAGGCCGCUCUACCUUGAAUUCAUCCAGUCUGGCAUCUCGCGGGGCGUCUUCGUCUUAGGGAAAGAGAGGGCCGAGGACGUCUCCGCCUUCUUCGUGGCUAAGAAGGACGAGCGGAUCAGGAUGGUGCUGGGCUGCAGGCGUAGCAACCAGCGGUUUCAGCCUCCUCCGUCGGUCAGCCUGUUCUCCGCCGCGGGGUUCGCGGACCUCGAGGUGCCGAAGGACACGCCCCUCUACUACGCGGGGGUGGACGUCCAGAACGCGUUCUACCAACACAAGCUGCCGGCCUACCUGCGGUCGUACUUCUGCUUGCCGAAGGUCACCGCGGGCGAGCUCGGCAUCGGCAGGCUUGACGGGCGGCGUGUCCCGCCCUGGGCCUGCCUUUGCCCACAACUUGCCGUUGUUCCCAUGGGGUGGAGCUGGGCACUCAUCUUCGUUCAGAAGGCUCACGAGCGGACGCUGGACCAGCACGACGCCCUGAGGCCCGAGCGGCGGGCGGUCGACUUCGUGCCGGUCCCCAGCCCGCUCGAGGAGCCCAUCCACUCGCUGUGCGUCGACAACGUGCUCGUGGCUGGCACCGACCGCGAGGCCGUGACCAAGGUCAGGCGCGAGGCCUCCAAGGCGCUGGAGGGCUCCGGCCUGGCCGUCCAUGACGAGACCGACGCCGCCGAGAGCAUGGCCAUGCUCGGCGGGCAGCUGCAGGGAUCGCCUGCCCGCGCCACCUUGGCGCCGCGGCGGUUCUGGAAGCUGUGCAUGGGGCUCGGCUACUUGGGGCAGCGCCGGCCCCGCGUCACCAGCCGCGACGUCGAGCACGUCAUCGGCCACUGCGCGUUCGCCGCGCUGAUCUUCCGCGGCUUGCUGGUCACGCUCGUCUCGGACCUCGACGCCGAGUGGUCCACCAAGGUCGUCAUGACUGACGCCUGCGAGACGGGCCACGCCUCUGUCGAGGGCGAGUGGGACCUUUCCGAGGUUCAGAGUGCUGGUCGCUGGCACGAGCGGUGGCGGUUCCGCCACACGCGUGAGGCGGACGGGGUUGGCGGCCGCGCGACCGCGCGGCACGUGCGGCCGAGCUGGUCGACCAUGCACUAUUCACCACUCUUCGGCAAGGAGCUCAUGCAUCGUAAGGAGGCAAGGGGUGACUUACACGCCGUGAAGCUGAUCCUGUCGGACGCGGACUCCUGGGGGAAGAG